Molecule: messenger RNA, 1714 nt
Organism: Cajanus cajan (pigeon pea)
Lineage: Eukaryota; Viridiplantae; Streptophyta; Magnoliopsida; Fabales; Fabaceae
Biological process (GO): phosphorelay signal transduction system; cytokinin-activated signaling pathway
Molecular function (GO): DNA binding
Source: RefSeq, a predicted model, not a curated record
AUGUCUGAGGUUUCUCAAUUCCCAGCUGGCCUUAGGGUCCUUGCAAUUGAUCAUGACCCCUCAGUUCUUGAAUUCACUAGGCAAAUAUGUAGUCAACUCAAAUAUCACGUUGUCACAUGCACCGAAUCACCAUUUGCUUUGAAUCUUGUGAGGGAAAUAAAGGCUUGCAUCGAUGUGAUCCUCAUGGAGCUUGACAUGCCAAACUUGGAUGGCCAUGAAUUCCUUCAACAUGCCAAGAAGGAUAUUCAAAUUCCAGUUAUCGUGAUGUCUGCUGACAAUGCUAAGGGUUCCGUGAUGAAGGCUGUAAGAAACGGGGCUUGUGAUUAUUGGAAUAAGCCCUUGCAUGUGAAUCAGUUCAGGAACAUGUGGAUACAUGCAGCAAGGAAAGCCUUUAGUGAAAACAAGAAUUAUGUCAUAUUGGAGAAUAAUAAUUCUGAAUUUGGUUCUUCUACUGUUAUUGAAGCCACAGAAAUAUUCAGAGACCAAAACAAUAGCAGUUCAAGAGAAUCUGAUGAAUCGGAACAUUCUUGUCAACCCCCAGCAAAAAAGCCACGUGUAAUAUGGACACCAAUGCUGCAUCGUGAAUUUCUCAAGGCAGUGAAGCAAAUUGGGGAUGAUAAAGCUGUGCCAAAGAAAAUUCUUGAAGUGAUGAAUAUCGCUGGUUUGACAAGAGAUCACGUUGCCAGUCAUUUGCAGAAAUAUAAGCAUCAUAUGAAGAGUACAUCUAAUGGGGCAACACAGCAACAGAAUGAGAUGAAGAAUACAUCUAAUGGAGCAACACAGCAACAGAAUGAGAUGAAGAGUACACUGAAUGGAGCAACACAGCAACAGAAUGAGAUGAAGAGUGCAUCUAAUGGAGCAACACAGCAACAGAAUGAGGUGAAGAGUACAUCUAAUGAGAUGGCAUUGCCAAACACAGAAUCUGGUGCACUUGUGAGAGUGGACUUCCAAUCUUUGGCUGCUACUAACCAUGUUUCCUAUAACACCUUGACAACCUUUGAUACAGAAAAAGAGGCUAACCAUUCCAAUCAAGAACAAGGUGUGACACAUGGUCAUCCUUCUAACAUUGCCAUUAUCAAUAAUUUUUCUCAGCCAAUCAUGGAUCCAUCUAUAUAUGGAGUGUUCAAGGAUACACAGCAGCAGCAGCAGCAGAAGACAAUGAUGCAUCAUCAAAUUAGUCCUAUCAAUCUUCAGCCAUCUUUUGCCACCGAGAAUAUUAAUAAUGAUUUAGUAUCACCUCAAACUAUUGAUGCAAACACCUUAGGUUUCACAAGUGGUGAUAUGAGAUCCUUUUCUGCACAAGGGUCAGAUGCACUAGUUCCCUAUGGUUCACAAUCUGGUGACUUAAUUUAUGAUCAAGAGUAUACCGACAUCCUAACUUGGUUACUUGAAGAUUCAGCAUCUGCAAGAGACCCAAAUUUCUCCAAAGAUAUUGUUGAUCACAACACAACAAAUUUGAUCAGCUAAAUUAAGAGGUUUUAUAUAUAAAGAUUCACUGAAUACUUUUUGGGGUUUAUAGUAAGGAAAUUUUUAUGUUGGUGUCCGUAGACAUGAAAAUAGAUUAUAUGAAUGAUUGAUCUCAACUUCAUCUUUCUUGAUAUUUUUUGGGACAUUAUAUUCUGCACUUUUUUUUUGUUACAACUAUCCAGCAUGUUAUCCACACGCUAACUAAAAACUUGAUAUACACCAUUUUAUCCCAAAUUUAUGUAAGGCA